UGCAGUGGGAUUGGUGACCUGGCUAUCUGCAGCUCUUGGGAAAUUUUUGGGUUUAGAUUUGUAUACCUGAAUUCAUCCUCUCUUAUAUAGAAUAUUCCAUCUGGAAGAGGCCUAUGAUAAUCAUCUGUCUUGCACUGGGUUUCCGCUGCGCCCACGCCUCUGGUGGUCGCUGACACACUUGUUUUCUGAUAAAGAGGAAGGAAGAGCCACCGGCCGCUGUCCCGGGUGCUCGGUGACAGAGCGAGCCCGGGCAGGGAAGUGUUCCUGAUUUACCCCAGCCUGGGACAAGCAGGUUGCUCUGGCUGGAGAGGGAGCAGCUGUGAAGGAAGGAUGGGAAUGAUGCUGCGAGCAGCUGUGCUCCUGAGUUCCCUUCUCCACUGCAGCGCUUUUCUGGAGCUGAGCGGCCCCAGUGAGAUCAAAGGGGUCUGGAAGGAUUCUGUCACUCUGCCUUGUGCCUAUGUGCCUGUGGAGGAGCUCGUGCAGCAAACCCUCACCUGGACCGUGGUACACGACAAGGGCUCAGGCACCAUCUUCCGGAGGGAUGACUCCGGGGACCACAUCCUCCUGGCUGAGUACAGGGACAGAGUCAGCAUCCCAAAGAAUGCCCCAGGAAAUGUGUCUCUUCUCAUCCUGAGCCUGGAGAUCUCUGACAGAGGAACCUACACUUGCCAGGUCACCUGGAGAGACAGCAACAACAGCCUGAUAGCAAAGGAGAUCACCACCAGUUUGGAGGUGGUUAAAGAAAAACCUCAGACAGAGCUGGUGCCUGGAGGUACCUCGGGAACCUCCUGGACUCCAUGGGGCCCCACCACUACUGCAGAUCUGCCCAUAACAGCAACAACUUCUGAGAGUGGUGUGGGAUAUCCAGGGAAGAAUGAAACAAUUCGUGAUUCCCAGAGAACUGGCUUGUCCCUGUACCUGGUCAUCCUGAUUGCUGUGGUGUGUGGUGCUGUGGUUUUCCUUGUCAUCUCUCUUAUCAUGUGCAUGAGGAAGCCCAAAGAUGCUCAAGUCUAUGAUGUAAAACUCCACAACUUGAAAGCAGCAGCUUCUUCAAGCACAGGUCACUAUGAGGAACCCAUCUCUGCCACUGAAAACAGCUAUGUGAUGGAGCUUGGGGAAAACAAAGUCUCUGAAGAAGUAAAUAAGAAUGUGCCUGGUUGUGUUGCAAACCCCCAGGAAUCUGAGUAUGAAGUAGGGGACACUUCCUGAGAACCAACAAUGCUCUGCAGAUACCAGUCCUGAGGAGCACCUUCACCCACACAAAAUACAUAUUUAUUCUCCCUUUUUUCCCCUGAUACAUAGGUUGCACAAGCACUGGUUGCUCUCCCUUCAGAGUCCCUGCAGUGAAAAUGCAAGAACUUCAGUUACAGACUGCUGUAUAGAAUCUCUGAUUUUGUUUUUCUUGAUUCCCUUUCAUCACCUCUAUCCAAGAAAGCCCUUUGAAUGCUGCAGCAGGCAGGUCCCAGGCUAGGAGCACUGUACUGAACUUACUGCUGUAUCUGGCCAAAAGAGCCAGUGUUUCCAGCCUUUGGUGGGAGGAGAGCCAGCACUGAGGGCUGCUCAGCAUCCCCCUCCCCAUGGGUGAGCAGGGCAGGAUGUGGCUGGCUUGGGAAUCGAUGGUUCUUCUCCUGCCCACCUGAUGCUGCACAGAUUUAAUGGGAGAGAGAUUUUAUAGGAACACUGGAAGGCAGAUUAAAGCCAAGAGGAGCUCAGGAACUGCCGCACCAGGAGCAGCAGUGCAGGAAGCAGGAGUGUCCCCUGCUGUCCUUGUGCUGCCCUUGAUCCCCUGCACAGCCCUGCAGCGAGGUCUGGGCACACGGCCACAGCUCUGGCUGCUUCUGGUACUGCCAGCAGACACUUUCUUUCUGAGCUCGUGUUUUCUGCUCUCUCUUUAAAUGCAUGAUGGAUAUUUGAAAGGAAUUAGGUACUUUUCCAUAAGUUUGGGCAGGAUUGCUUACACGUGCCUCACAUAUUUCACUGUGUGCAUUUCUGCACAACUGGCUCAUUUUGGAAUGCCAGCAAGCCACUCGCAGCCCCUCACUAGAUACUAAAGACGUACUUUCCUCCCAGCGUAGAAGCCCUGAAGGGGUAAAUUAUGAAUAAUUUCUACUGCUCUGAGUAAAUCUAUUAUGCAGAGUUAUGGAGGAACCUUUUUAUAAUGAACAGGGCAGUCGUCUGUGUCCCAUUAAAGGCCAUGCAGGCAGAUGUAAAACAGAGGGAGUGACCCAAGGGAUGAGCAAAACAUUGGUUACACAGGCACAGGAUUAACAGGACCAGCUGUGCAUCUGCAGGCCUCUGAGCAUCAGUUCAAAACUCACCAGAAUUCAAAGGGAGUGUGAGGUGCUAAUGGAAAGGUAUUCCAGUCAAAAGCCAGGACUGUGCUACUGUGAAGCCCAUAGAAUGUCACUACCUUAUGUGUGCAUGUUGGCCUCAUCUUGGGUUUAGCAGAGCAAGGAAAGUUACUGAGAAUGAUUGUAAAGAGUAAUUGUUGGUACAAAAACACAUCUGU
This is a messenger RNA of Passer montanus (Eurasian tree sparrow), 2509 nucleotides long. Its product is annotated as T-lymphocyte activation antigen CD80-like. The coding region runs from base 331 to 1209 and encodes 292 amino acids. The record is from RefSeq and is a predicted model, not a curated record. Gene Ontology annotation, biological process: negative regulation of macrophage activation; negative regulation of complement activation, alternative pathway; negative regulation of T cell proliferation. NCBI's taxonomy places the organism in Eukaryota, Metazoa, Chordata, Aves, Passeriformes, Passeridae. Gene Ontology annotation, molecular function: complement component C3b binding. The transcript has 8 exons.